Messenger RNA from Cladophialophora immunda, 1671 nucleotides. RefSeq lists its product as uncharacterized. The transcript is spliced from 3 exons. Gene Ontology annotation, cellular component: cytoplasm; membrane. The record is from RefSeq and is a predicted model, not a curated record. Lineage: Eukaryota; Fungi; Ascomycota; Eurotiomycetes; Chaetothyriales; Herpotrichiellaceae. Bases 380 to 1171 code for a protein of 263 amino acids.
GUGAGCCUGGUGAGCCUAGCGAGCCCUUUCCUUCCAGGCCUGGCCCAUGGCCCCCUUAGUGUUUGCUGUCAACCACCAACCUCACACUUUCGUUCACUUUGUUGCGCACAGCAUCUAACGACCUUUGACGGAUAAUAGCCAGAACCUUGAUUGCCAGUAGCACAAGACACCCCCUCGUCACUGCGUCCCUCGCUCUUUCAGCACUGUCGCGACAUAUCCAAACGACUGGCGCUUUGUCCGCCGGAGCCUGCGCCCUAGUUAAGACCCUGGCGUCACGGACGUCCCUCACUUCAACUCGUUGACCUCAUCUUCCCACAAUAUUCCAGACCUCUCAUCUCGUCCAUUUUCGCACCUCCUCUCCGACUUCCUCCUCCUCACAAUGCUGGAAACCUCGAGACGGAAGUCGUUGGCGUGGUUGAACGGCACUUAUGUAUAUGGCAGAAUCCCAUUAUUACACACUAUCCUUUUCCUCGUCGAGUUAUCAAUGGCUGCCCGACUCAUCACCAAAUUCAACUCCUACUAUGCCCAGAAACCUGUUCUCACUACCAUGAUCACGAAUGCGAUUCUUGGUGGCAUUGCAGAUACGGUGGCACAAUCAAUAACUGCAGUUCGAAAGAGACAGGCCAUGCUGUCGACCACGACUGAUUCGAGUUACCUCAUCUCUUCCGGGGUCGAGCUCGAGGACCUAAACGAAAAGCCCGCAAGAUUGUCGCCUGGUCUCUCUCCUCGAAGCAGCGGACCUCAACCUUUCGACUUUGAACGUUUGACUCGAUUCAUGUCUUACGGCUUCUUGAUGGCUCCAAUCCAGUUCCUUUGGUUUGGUCGACUCACGAAAUGGUUCCCUAUUACCCCCAAGAGUGGCACUGUUCCAGCACUGAAGAGAGUGGCCAUGGAUCAAUUGAUCUUCGCACCGUUUGGCCUGUGCUGUUUCUUCACAUUCAUGACGGUGGCCGAAGGAGGUGGAAAGAAGGAGGUUGCGACCAAGUUCAAGGACGUUUAUCUGCCCACCCUGAGAGCCAAUUACAUCCUCUGGCCGGCCGUACAGAUCCUCAACUUCCGGGUCAUGCCCCUUCGAUUCCAGAUUCCGUUCGUGAGCACCGUGGGAAUCGCCUGGACAGCCUACCUCAGCUUGACCAAUUCGAGCGACGAUGAAGCACAAGCUCUCCAGUGACCACGGUCAUGCCUUCCAACAUCCAUCAGUGACUAGAUACCCAUGAUCAGCAUCAGCGGCGUUUUGAGGUGGAACAAUGAUUCAUAAAUUGUACAUGGUCGGAGCGCAAGCCCAUGGAGCAUCAAUCUAUUCUCGUCGUUUUCAUCAUCUCGGUGGGAAGACUUCCCGCCUUUCCUUGCUCAGCACAGGACACUUGUAAAGGCCUGCUUUGCUUUAGCUUAUGCCCUUCAGACAACGUACUCAACAAAUACAGAAGCCAGGGUGAACGAGAGGUCACUGUACUUCCAGCUUCGGCAUCUUAUGAUUAUGUACGUAGUCUCAUCGCCCACCGUUAUCCCCCUACGGUAUCCCUCAAGCAAUUGCCUAAACCGGCGCUGCAUUUUCUAUCUUUCCCUCACCGGGAUGUGUCUGUUCGCUAGAGCAGGAGGAGCUGGUCGCUGAUCGGGAAUGGCUGGACAAGGCUGCGGCUGACAGCCUUGUGUGAGCCAGACACACUAGGC